AUGACUCUUAAGAAUUUCUAUCAUAUUUAUUAGACUAUUUACAUGAAGAUCUUAAUAGAAUUUAAAGCCAAUAAAAUAAUUAAAAUGUUAAUAAAAAUAAUAAUAAUAUUAAUAAUAAAUAAUAAUAAUAAUAAUAAUAAUAAUAAUAAUGAAGAUUUAUUAGCUUUAAAUAGUUAAAUGGAAUAUCUAAGUAAAAAUUAAAGUAUAAUUAUUGAUUUAAUGUAAGGUUAAUAUAAAUCAAAAGUAAAUUGUUCUGUUUGUAAUUAUUCUUCAAUUAAUUUUGAGUAAUUUUUGAAUUGUACAUUACCUAUUCCUUUAUUUAAUUGCAACAAAAUCGAUUUUACUAUUUGUUUUGAAGAUUCUAACAAGAUAGAUAUGGAAGAAAGUUUUCUUUUUUAUAAAAAUACUAAUUUCUUUUUUAAGAGCUUUUACUUGUAUAUUUAAAGUAAAAAAAAACUAAAAAAAAAAAAAAAAAUAAAUAAAAGUGAUUAAGAAAUAUUAUAAAUUUUCGAUAAAAAUGACACUUUAUUAGAUUAAAUUGUAGAAAAUAAACCCGUUUAGGGUAAUAAAUUUGUUCUUUAUUAAAUUUAAGACUUCCAAGAAGAUAACAUUUAAAAAAUACUUGUUUUUAUAAAAAUGACAUAUAUAAAAUAAUAAAAGAAUAAAUUAUAUUCUACUAAUAGUUAUAUAAAAAAUUAAUUUACAUACCCUCGUGUAUUUAAUUUAGGUUUGAAUUUAAAUACUAAAGAAGUCCAUUUAAGGAUUUGGGAGUAUAUGAGUAAUUUUUUAGAUAAUAACGAAGAUAAAUAAGUUGAUUUUUAUGAAAAAAAAGUCUUAAAUAAUCCUUAAAAAUAUUAUUCUUUGAAAAUUUAAACAAAUUCGAAAGGAUUUUAUAGUUAAAUUUAAUGUUUUUUUUGUGGCUAAUUUACAUGUAAAAAUUGUGAUUUAGAGUUUUCCGAAAAUUUAAAAUUAAAGGAAAUUUAUGAAAAAAAUAAAAGUAUAAAUGAAAAUAAUUUAAUAUUAGAAAUUUUUUUCGAAGAAUAAAAUACCGAAAUAAAUAUAGAAAAAAUCAAAGAAAUUGACUUUCCUUUAAAUGAUGAUUUCGACCAGAAAAUCAUUUCAGAAUAAAAUUAAUUAUAUAAACCUAGAGAAAUUAAUAUAUAUGAUUGUUUUUCUUAAUUUUAAUAAAUAGAAGAAUUAAAAGAAUCUAAUCUAUGGUUUUGUGCUUUUUGUUAGAAAAAUUAAAAAGCAUUUAAACAAAUCAACCUAUAUACAACUCCUUAGGUUUUAAUUUUACAUCUAAAAAGAUUUAAGACUGAUUAAGAUAAAAUUACUAAAUAUAUCAGUUUUCCUUUAUAAAAUCUAGAUUUAAAGGAUUAUGUUUAAAAAUAAUAUACAUCUUAAUAUCCCUUUUAAGGAUAAGAUAUUAUUAUAUAGCCUUAAUAUAAACUUUUUUAGGAAAAAAAUAAACUAGUUUAUGAUUUAUAUGCUGUUAUUAAUCAUUAAGGAAAUCUUAAUGGAGGCCAUUAUACUGCUUUUGCAUUUAAUUAGGACAAAUGGUGGCUUUUUAAUGAUUCGGAAGUAAAAUAAGUUAAUGAGAAAGAUGUAUGCACAGAUUAAGCUUAUAUAUUAUUUUAUUAAAAGAAGAUUUGA
Ichthyophthirius multifiliis is the source of this 1653-nucleotide messenger RNA. Its product is annotated as ubiquitin specific peptidase 31, putative. The transcript is spliced from 4 exons. Gene Ontology annotation, molecular function: cysteine-type deubiquitinase activity. Lineage: Eukaryota; Ciliophora; Oligohymenophorea; Hymenostomatida. Gene Ontology annotation, biological process: protein deubiquitination. The record is from RefSeq and is a predicted model, not a curated record.